GCAGUCGUCCGAGAAGCCGAGGUGUCUUCCUGGAACUGCGCACAGGACCGACUGGACGCCCUCAGGAGGGACGAGGAUAUGGAUCAAUUGAGGCAGAUCAUCUCCUUAGGCCAGCUUAUCUACAACCAGUGUGAAGAGAUGAAAUACUGCCAGAAACAGUGCUGGCGUCUAAGGAACCAUGAUGGCCUGCUGCAGCCUCUGCAAAUGCUCCAGGCCCAAGGAGAGAGGAACCUGCCCACCGAGAAAACCACUGCCCUGAAACGUUUCCAGGCUGCCCUAGAGGAAGCUAAGGAGCGGAUAGAUAAGUUCAGCAAUAAAUCCAAUAUCCAGAAGUUUCUAACAGCAGGGCAUGACAGAAUACUCUUCAGUGGAGUGAACAAGAGGCUGAGAGAUGUCUGGGAGGAGUUCUCACUGCUGCUUCAGGUGGAUCAACGGAUGCAUAUUUCAAGCAUCAGCCCAGGAGCAUUCUGGCAACAGGAAGAUCAAUAGGAUGCAGAGGAAGACAGGAAGGUUAUCCAAGGACUGAGAAGUGAAAAUGAAACCAUAGAAACUUUAUUGAGGCACUUGGAAAACAACACAAAGAAAACCGUGGAAACCGUGAGGAGCUGGAUGAGGUCAGUCCCACAGAAACGCAAGAAGGGGCUCCCAGAAGAUCAAGUCAAGGAGAUUAAGAAGGAGGAGCUUCCAGAAGCCGAUUAGAUCCUGCUAAAGGAAAAUUAAUUCAGCACACUUUAUGAAGGAAAAUAGCGCAAAUCUCCAGUGGCCAUAAAAGUAUUCACAAACCCCAGGCCAGAGACAUUGGGUAAGUUACGCGCAGGCUCAGCAACUAUAAUGAGGCAUACUUUCAAUAACGAAAUCAGAACCAUGAAGAAAUUUGAUUCCCCCAACAUCCUGCGUAUGUUUGGGAUUUGCACUGAUGAAACAGUGACCCCACCUCUUAUCGUCAUGGAGUACUGUGAGCUCGGGACCCUGAGGGAACUGCUGGAUCAGGAAAAGGACCUCACCCUUGCCAAGUGCAUCAUCCUGGUCCUGGGGGCAGCCAGAGGCUUAUACAGGCUGCACCAUUCAGAAACACCUGCAGAACUCCACAGAAACAGCAGCAGCACGAGCUUCCUGGUAACUAAAGACUGCAAUGUGAAGCUUGCAGGAUUUGAGUUGAGCAAAACACAGACUUCCAUCAGCUGACCAACUAAAGGAAAAGAAGCAGAGAGAGUCAAUUCUGCUGCAUACAUCUCACCUCAGAGACUGGAAAAUGUGUAUAAUAAAUAUGACAUAAAAGCUGAAAUAUACAGCUUUGGAAUCGUCCUCUGGGAAAUCGCCACUGGGAAAAGCCCAUUUGAAGGCUGUGAUUCCAAGGAGAUCUACCAGCUGGUGGCUGUGGACCGGCACCAGGAGCCAGUGGAUAAAGAUUGCCCUUCACAGUUGCAGGAGAUCAUUGAUGAUUGCUGUGUGUAUGAGCCCUCCAGGAGGCCCUGUGUUAAAGAAAUCUUAGAGAGACUGUCUACUUUUUGUUAAGCCAAGUAUUGAAACUGAAAUUGAGUCCCUGAACAAGGAGCUGGAAGAGCACAAGCUGGGCAUCUUUCUCCCUCAUAUCCUUCAGCAUGGAGUUAUUUGUGGGUGCAGGAAGGCAGCACUUGUCUGUUACAAAUAGAAAACAACUCCAGUAAUACAGAGCCCAUCCCACUCCAAAUGAUAUUGUCAAAAAUACACCUCUGAUGGUAACUCUGAUAGAUGUUUUACAAAAAUAUAUCUCGGGCUUCCCUGGUGGCGCAGUGGUUGGGAGUCUGCCUGCCAAUGCAGGGGACACGGGUUCGA
This is a messenger RNA of Eubalaena glacialis (North Atlantic right whale), 1815 nucleotides long. It is a transcript of the gene MLKL, whose product is annotated as mixed lineage kinase domain like pseudokinase. The record is from RefSeq and is a predicted model, not a curated record. Gene Ontology annotation, biological process: protein phosphorylation; cell surface receptor signaling pathway. Gene Ontology annotation, molecular function: ATP binding; protein kinase activity. Lineage: Eukaryota; Metazoa; Chordata; Mammalia; Artiodactyla; Balaenidae.